Messenger RNA from Aspergillus homomorphus CBS 101889, 2051 nucleotides. RefSeq names its product putative prenylcysteine lyase. NCBI's taxonomy places the organism in Eukaryota, Fungi, Ascomycota, Eurotiomycetes, Eurotiales, Aspergillaceae. Gene Ontology annotation, biological process: prenylated protein catabolic process; prenylcysteine catabolic process. The coding region runs from base 214 to 1977 and encodes 587 amino acids. Gene Ontology annotation, molecular function: prenylcysteine oxidase activity. The transcript is spliced from 2 exons. The record is from RefSeq and is a predicted model, not a curated record.
CUUCUUUUCCUUCUUCUCCUUCUUCUCAUCCAGCAUCCAUCAUUGCUUCUGUUUGAGUACAGGCUUCUCAUCUCAUUGUAAUGGUCCAUUGACUUCUUUGUUGUUGUGUAGCUUAGCGUGUCUAAUUGUCUGCUCUCAGAGCACCUCAAGGGAGCCGGUCCCUAGUGGAAGCACGGAGCCCAUCUACUUUGACCGAUUAAGAAUACUGCAAUCAUGAAUCUGCUUCCUAAAUCUUUAUUCACCCAUUGUCUCAUGUAUACUCACCUUAUAUACUAUGUGUAUCUCGCGUGUUUGAUUCCUGGCGGCAAUGCCGCUCUACAGAAGCCAUUGAGCUCGCUCCAAGAGAUAGCCCCAAAGAAAGUGGCGAUUAUCGGAGCCGGAGCCGCCGGAGCAUCGACUGCGUACUCUCUCCGCCAGUAUGCAGAUGCCCAGCAUAUCCCUAUUAACAUCACUGUCUUCGAGCGUUCCUCGUAUAUUGGUGGCCGCUCCACCACGGUCAAUGUCUUCGAUAACCCAAUUUAUCCGAUUGAACUGGGUGCAUCUAUCUUUGUCAGCGUCAACUACAACCUCGUGAACGCAUCCAGAGACUUGGGUCUGAUUGCCCGAAGCGCCGACUAUGCACGACCCAAAGAGACUGACGAUACCAUCGGCAUCUGGGACGGCGAACAGAUGGUAUUCGUGUUCACAGACAGCUCUAGCUGGUGGAACCUCGCCAAGUUGCUCUGGCGCUACGGGAUGGCGCCAGUCAACGCCUAUCGUUUGAUGAAGUCCACCGUCAAUAAAUUCCUGCAACUCUACGAUGGACCCAUGUUCCCAUUCCAGUCGCUCACUCUCGCCACGCAGGCCGUCGGGCUCCUCGACACAACCGCCCUCCCCGGGCUGGACUACCUCAGACGCAACGGCAUCUCGGACUUCUUCUCCCGCGAGAUCAUCCAAGCCAGCACACGCGUCAACUACGGGCAGAACCUGGGGCUAAUUCACGGCCUCGAGACGAUGGUCUGCCUGGCCACCGACGGCGCCAUGGCCAUUGAAGGCGGCAACUGGCAGAUCUUCGACGGCAUGCUCAAGGCCUCCGGGGCGGACGUGCGCAUAAACCACACCGUCACAUCGCUCAACUGGGCCGCAGAUGACGAUGACGCCCACAAAACCCCCCCUCAUCCAACAACCCUAACAUUCAAGCCCAACAACCCCUCCGCAGAACAAGUCGAAGACUACGACGAGAUCGUCAUCGCAGCCCCUUACCACUUCACCGAGCUCACCACCACCCGACCCCUGGAAACCACCCCCGACAAAAUCCCCUUCGUAACCCUGCACGUAACCCUCUUCUCCUCCCCGCACCGCCUCUCCCCAGAACAUUUCAACCUCCCCGGCCCCACCACCCCAGAAACGAUCCUCACCACCUUGCCCCUGGAUCUCGAUGCCACCGUCGGCAAAGCCGAGAAGGGCGUCGGCCCCGCCAACUUCUGGAGCAUCAGCACCCUCCGCACCGUGACUCCUCCUUCUCCUCUUGAAGAAGCCGACGGCGAGCAGCAGCAGGAGCAGCAACAGCACUACGUCUACAAGAUCUUCUCCCCCGAGCGUCCAACCGCGGCCUUCAUCCGCUCGAUCCUUGGGCUCGCAGACCAGAAAGACAAGACAACGAGGAGCCCACCGUCCGGACAUGGGACUUCCAAUUCAUCUAUCGAGGACCUGCCCAGGGAGGACGUCAGCUGGUUUCAUGAGAAGGUCUGGCGGCCGUAUCCCUUCGUGUAUCCGCGGGUGACGUUCGAGGAGGUGGAGCUGGCGCCUCAUGUGUGGUAUACGGGGGCCAUCGAGAGUUUUAUCUCGACGAUGGAGACAAGUGCGUUGAUGGGGAAGAAUGUGGCGGCGUUGAUGGUGAAGGGGUGGGAGGAGGAGAGGGAGAAGGCUGAGGCGGUAUCGAUGGUUGGGUCGAUGGGGUUUAGGCAGUUUGAGGAUGAUGGUAGGGUUGAGUUGUAAGGGUAUUCACCCAGAGCUGGAGAUAAUAGGGGUGGGAGUGGGAAAGAUCACGAGAUUAUACUGCGGGACGGGAU